Lachancea meyersii CBS 8951 is the source of this 1689-nucleotide messenger RNA. The record is from the annotation of a GenBank genome assembly. Lineage: Eukaryota; Fungi; Ascomycota; Saccharomycetes; Saccharomycetales; Saccharomycetaceae.
AUGUCAUCUGUCACUACGCCCGCUAACAACAUGUCGGGUAGUAGCACCAAUGUGGGUGCGCCCAGCAACGCGGCUGUGUUCGAUUCACAGUCUAUGACCCCAUCAAACAAAAUGAGCGAUGACGCCUUCGAGCUCAAAGCUCGUCCCGAAGAGCACCGUGAAAUCCCACAAAAGCCUCUGUCUGAAUAUAUUCUUGUCAUGUCCCUGUGUCUCAUGGUUGCCUUCGGUGGUUUCGUGUUCGGAUGGGACACUGGUACCAUUUCUGGUUUUGUCAACAUGACAGAUUUCAAACGCCGUUUCGGUGAAUUCGACACCGAAACGGGAACCUACUAUUUGUCCGAUGUUAGGACUGGUCUUAUCGUUGCUAUUUUCAAUAUUGGUUGCGCCGUCGGCGGUCUGACUUUGGGCCGUCUCGGUGACAUUAAGGGCCGUCGUCUGGGUUUAAUGAGUGUCAUCGCCGUUUAUGUUGUCGGUAUUGUCAUCCAAAUUGCUUCCACCGAUAAAUGGUACCAGUAUUUCAUCGGUAGAAUUAUCUCAGGUCUCGGUGUCGGUGGUAUCGCUGUCCUAUCGCCAACUUUGAUUUCUGAAACUGCUCCAAAGCACUUGAGAGGUACAUGUGUGUCCUUCUACCAACUGAUGAUCACUCUAGGUAUUUUCAUGGGCUACUGCACCAACUACGGUACCAAAACCUACUCUAACUCUGUGCAAUGGAGAGUUCCUCUUGGUCUCUGCUUUAUGUGGGCCAUUUUCAUGGUAGCUGGUAUGGUCUUCGUCCCUGAAUCUCCACGUUUCUUGAUCGAGAAGGGCAGACUAGAAGAGGCCAAACGUUCUCUUGCCAAAUCCAACAAAUUGACCACCGAGGAUGCCGGAAUCAUCGCUGAAGUCGACCUUAUUAACGCCAGUGUCGAAGCCGAGAAACUAGCGGGCAACGCUUCCUGGGGCGAGCUAUUUUCGCCAAAGGGUAAGAUCCUACAACGUGUUAUCAUGGGUGCUGUCAUUCAAUCUUUGCAGCAAUUGACUGGUAACAACUACUUCUUCUACUAUGGUACGACUAUUUUCCAAGCUGUGGGUCUAGAAGACUCUUUCCAAACUUCGAUCAUUUUGGGUGUAGUGAACUUCAUGUCCACUUUUGUGGGUCUUUACACCGUUGAAAAAUAUGGCCGCCGUAAGUGUCUGUUGUGGGGAUCUGCCGCCAUGUCUGUCUGCUUUGUUGUCUUUGCAUCUGUCGGUGUAACAAGACUAUGGCCAGACGGAAGAGACGCUCCAUCUUCCAAGUCCGCUGGUAACGCCAUGAUUUUCUUCACCUGUCUCUUCAUCUUCUUCUUUGCUACUACCUGGGCUCCUAUCGCUUAUGUUAUUGUGGCCGAAACUUACCCACUUCGUGUCAAAAACCGUGCCAUGGCUAUUGCCGUUGGCUCCAAUUGGAUUUGGGGAUUCAUUAUCGGAUUUUGCACACCUUUCAUUACCUCCGCUAUCAACUUCUACUACGGUUAUGUUUUCAUGGGAUGCUUGGUUUUCUCGUUCUUCUACGUGUUCUUCUUUGUCUGUGAGACUAAGGGUUUGACUUUGGAAGAGGUUAAUGAAAUGUAUCAAGAAGGUGUCCUACCAUGGAAAUCAGAGCAGUGGGUGCCAGCUUUGAGAAGAGAUGAAUUUUACGGUGCUGAGGAAUCUUCCAACUCUAAUGCUUGA